GCAGUUGCAGGCGACUGGACUCACCGGGCCGGGGGCUGGGGUGGGACCCGGCGGGCGCCAUGGAGCUGCUCUCGGCGCUGAGCCUGGGCGAGCUUGCGCUCAGCUUCUCGCGGGUGCCCCUCUUUCCUGUCUUCGAUCUUAGCUACUUCAUCGUCUCCAUUCUCUACCUCAAGUAUGAGCCAGGAGCAGUCGAGCUGUCCCGGCGCCACCCCAUGGCAUCCUGGCUGUGUGCCAUGCUGCAUUGCUUCGGGAGUUACAUCCUGGCUGAUCUGCUCCUCGGAGAGCCCCCGGUCGAUUACUUCAGCAACAACUCCAGCAUCCUGCUGGCCUCAGCCGUCUGGUACUUGAUUUUCUUCUGCCCCUUGGACCUCUUUUACAAGUGUGUCUGCUUCCUGCCGGUGAAACUCAUCUUCGUGGCCAUGAAGGAGGUGGUGAGAGUCCGCAAGAUCGCCGUGGGCAUCCAUCACGCACAUCACCACUACCACCACGGGUGGUUCGUCAUGAUCGCCACUGGCUGGGUCAAAGGCUCUGGUGUCGCCCUCAUGUCCAACUUUGAGCAGCUGCUCCGAGGGGUCUGGAAGCCAGAGACCAACGAGAUUCUGCACAUGUCCUUCCCCACCAAGGCCAGCCUGUACGGAGCCAUCCUCUUUACCCUCCAGCAGACCCGCUGGCUCCCAGUGUCCAAAGCCAGCCUCAUCUUCAUCUUCACCAUGUUCAUGGUAUCCUGUAAGGUGUUCCUGAUGGCCACUCACUCCCACAGUUCCCCUUUUGAUGUUCUGGAAGGCUACAUCUGCCCUGUGCUGUUUGGGUCGGCCUGGGGGAGCGACCAUCACCAUGACAACCACGGUGGAUCCCAGGGCGGCACUGGGCCUGGCCCCUCGCACUCAGCCCUGCCCACCAAGUCCAAGGAGGAGCUGAGUGAGGGCUCCAGGAAGAAAAAAACCAAGAAGGCAGAUUAGAGGGCAGCCCUGGGGGCAUUCAGGGCACCAAGGAGAGGACCCAGACCCAGGACCUGGGCUCAGUUCUCCCCUCUCCAGGCCUCUACUUCGCCAUCUACAAAUUGGAGCCAUUAGCCCCCCCCUCCAGGGCUGAUGCGGGGGUUAAAUGAGAUAUGGGGGUGAAGGGCAUUUGUAGGAAUGGGGGGGUCCCUUUCUCUUUCUGCCAGGUCCCCAUAGAGUUACAGCUUUUGGAGGGGGGGAGUUCACAGAAUCCCAGCAGCAGCUCCAGCCGGAAACCCUGGCCGUUAUGUUCUUGGUUCUAUUAUUUCCUCUCUAAAAUUACACCUUGACUCCAAAAGAAUUUCAAGCCAUGUUGAGGCUCAUUCAUUUGACGGACAUUAUACUAAGUGUCUGCUGUAAGGUAGCUGCUGUGAUUUCCACGUCUCUUCUUGCCGACUUCUCCUGGGCAUCCCUGGGCAAGUUGCCUCCUGCUCUGAGCCUUGCGUGCCCAAUCUAUAUAGUGGCUCCUCACCCCAUUCUGUAUGCAGGGGCUGAUGUGAGGCUGGACGUGAACCAGAUUUCUAAGCUCAGAAGCACAAUGCAGUUAGGAGGGGAAGCCUUGGUGGAUGUUCAUUGUGCGUAAAAAUGGCUUUGCAUUUUAGAUCUUUUGUGUUUGUGGACUGGAGAACCCCACAAGUUACUUGGCACAAAGGAGGCCUUCAGGAGACAUGUCUAAGCCAGACUUGAGAGCAUGGAGGGUGGGGAAGGCUUGUUCUGAUCCUUGGCUUCAGGUUGUUCCUAAACCAAAGAAAUGCAGCUGGCUGGUCAGGGGUUCCAAGAUCUGGCUCUGUCCAGGGGCUCCAAGAAUUCACUGUUGGACCUGGGAAGCUCCAUGAGACCUCCCUCAUGCUGUCAUCCUUCAUUGCCGCUCACUGAGUCAUUCAACAAACACAUGCCUACUAUGUGCCAAACCUUGUGCUGCUGCUAGACAGGCUGGGAACUUGAUUCAGGGUGUGUGAGGGGGAUGGGAGCUGAGCGUCCCUCCUGGCCAUCUUCAUCUCAGCCUAGGUCACCAGGACAUCUGAGAGGGGUAGGUGGGUUGGGCAUGGCCAGUCUCAGAUGGGGUUGGGGCCCAGACCAGGCCAGCUUGGGACUGCCCUUUGUACACGGAUGCUCAGAGCAUGCUCAGGGCAUCAGCCUGCAGCUGUGUCAGAGUGGUGUGGGAUUGUUGGGGUUCCAGGUGUUGCCCAGCUCUUGGGAAAGUGCCUUGAUCUGGUGAGGCCUGGGAGCUAGGUGGGUCCUGAGGCUGUAGGGCCCCCAAAUUCCUCCUUUUGCAUGUCCAUCAAGGCUCAGCCUGAAGGGUCAGCAAAUAAAUUUGUUGUGAAAGAA
Molecule: messenger RNA, 2327 nt
Organism: Delphinapterus leucas (beluga whale)
Lineage: Eukaryota; Metazoa; Chordata; Mammalia; Artiodactyla; Monodontidae
Gene: TMEM38A
Product: transmembrane protein 38A
Biological process (GO): potassium ion transmembrane transport
Cellular component (GO): membrane
Molecular function (GO): potassium channel activity; identical protein binding
Source: RefSeq, a predicted model, not a curated record